Molecule: messenger RNA, 1616 nt
Organism: Cornus florida
Lineage: Eukaryota; Viridiplantae; Streptophyta; Magnoliopsida; Cornales; Cornaceae
Product: laccase-14-like
Exons: 3
Coding region: 1-1167 (388 amino acids)
Molecular function (GO): copper ion binding; oxidoreductase activity
Source: RefSeq, a predicted model, not a curated record
AUGCCCAAUUUUAAGGUGCCAAUUAGUAUUGGGGAGUGGUGGAAGGAAGAUAUAGUGGAGGUUGAAAAUGAUUUUCUUGAGAACGGAGGAGACCCAGUUGUGUCUGAUGCUCUCACUAUAAAUGGUCAACCUGGUGAUCUCUAUCCAUGCUCGAAAUCAGGUACAUUCAAGUUAACGGUGGAACAUGGCAAAACCUAUUUACUCCGCAUGAUCAACGCAGGCAUGAGCGACAUUUUCUUCUUCUCAGUCGCAAAACAUCACCUCAUAGUCGUCGGAACGGAUGGAAGCUACACCAAGCCAUUCAAAGUUGACUAUGUCGCGAUAUCUCCCGGACAAACCCUAGAUGUCUUGCUAGAAGCUAACCAACGUCCCGACCACUAUUACAUAGCCACUAGGGUUUAUUCGAGUGCCAUUGGCGUUGACUAUGACAACACAACCGGGACAGCCAUUGUCUGCUACAAAGGAAAGUAUGCUCCAUCUUCAUCUCCUUCCUUACCCAAUCUUCCAGACUAUAAUGACACAAAUGCGUCGGCUAAUUUCACCGGUAGGUUAAGAAGUUUAGCUAGUGAAGACCACCCCAUCAAUGUCCCAUUAAACAUGACCACCAAGCUCAUUUUCACAGUCUCGGUCAAUGCCUUACCAUGUGAAAAUAAUUUGUGUGCCGGACCAUAUGGUACUAGGCUCUCCGCGAGUGUGAACAACAUAAGCUUUGUGUCUCCAUCAAUUGACAUACUUCAAGCUUACUAUAAUCACAUCAAUGGUGUGUACGGAGAUCAGUUUCCUAAUUUCCCGCCAUUGGUAUUCGAUUUUACCGCGGAAUAUCUUCCUUUCGAGCUGCAGUUGCCGAAAAAGGACACUGAAGUGAAAGUACUUGAAUAUAACUCCACGGUUGAGCUUGUCUACCAAAACACAAACUUGGUUGCAGGGACAGACCACCCCAUGCAUUUGCAUGGAUACAAUUUCUACGUGGUGGGGUGGGGAUUUGGUAAUUUCGACAAAGAUAAGGAUCCUUUGAGGUAUAAUCUCGUCGAUCCCCCAUUGCAGAACACCAUUGCAGUCCCCAAGAAUGGAUGGGCAGCCAUUAGAUUCAAGGCAAACAACCCUGGUAUGUGUGCCAUGACAUCUGCAAAACUUAAUAAUGGUUUUUUUUUUUUUUUUUUUUUUUAAAGUACUGUCAAUUAUAAAUCUAUAUAUCCACUUUAAGAGCUUAAGUUGAUUGAGAAAAUGUAUGUUUUGUUUCAGGAGUGUGGUUCAUGCAUUGUCAUGUUGACCGUCACCAAAGUUGGGGGAUGGAGAUGGCAUUCAUCGUGAAAAAUGGCAAGCGCCGAGAAGAAAAAAUGUUACCUCCACCUCCUUACAUGCCGCCAUGUUGAUACUUCUAACAAAGUCAUUGUCGUGAUUUUGUUUAUAUACGUGUGCAAUAAUCAUGUUUUUUUUUUUUUAUUUUAGGAAAAAUAAGAUUUUUCAAUGAGAUACAACAAUUGUCCGAACAAAUGGACAAGAAUCUUCAUUGGGGGAGAAUUUCUAAAAACUUGUCAAAUUCUCCAACAAGUGUUUUAUGUAAUUUUGAAACAUCAUGCAAAUCACAGAACGCUAGACAAUUCUUCUCUCACAUA